AUGGCCGGUGCCCCCGAGUCGCCCGAUACAGCCCCACCACCUGUUGACGUCCACGACGCGACCGCGGAUAAUACCUUGACACCUGAUACUGGAGAGAAAAAAGACAAGCCCCGGGACAGCAAGGGCUGGGAUGGGAAGCUGAGAUUGAAUAAAUCCACUUCGGGAGACGAAUCCCCUGUUGCGCGUUUGAAAAGCGACACGGAAGGCGAAUCAGAAGACGAUGGCCCGCCUCCAGAUCAACUAGCCGCGGACGAAGACCUGCUGGACGAUGUACCGGCAGAUGAGGAUGAGAUUGACCUGGUUCAUCUUCGAAUAUCGAGCAUUCCUGCACUCAAGUUAGAGCGGUUCGAGAAGCUCAGGCGUCUCUGUCUCCGUCAGAACCAAAUACAAGAUGUGGAAUUACCGGACCAGUUUGCGCCCACUCUAACAGAGCUGGAUCUAUACGAUAACCUGAUAUCGCAUAUUCGUGGACUCGACGCUUUCACGCAGCUCGAGAUCUUGGACUUUUCUUUCAAUAAGAUCAAGCACAUCAAGCGUAUCGGACAUCUCACCAAAUUGAGGGACUUGUUCUUUGUACAGAACAAAAUAAGUACAAUCGAAAACUUGGAAGGUCUCACCAAUCUGCGGCAAAUUGAACUCGGCGCGAAUCGGAUAAGGGAAAUUCAAAACCUCGAUACGCUGACAGGCCUGGAACAGCUGUGGCUCGGCAAGAAUAAAAUCACAGAGCUCAAGGGCCUUUCGAACCUGACCAAUCUGAAGAUUCUCUCAAUACAAUCCAAUCGUUUAACGUCCAUGUCCGGUAUAUCGGGGCUCACCUCCCUUGAAGAAUUAUACGUUUCCCACAAUGCCAUCACCGAUACAACAGGUCUUGAGAACAACGCGAACCUUCAGAUCAUUGAUAUUUCUUCGAAUCCAAUCGAACAUCUCACUAACAUCAAGCACCUGUCAAAACUAGAAGAGUUCUGGGCGAGCAACUGCAAGCUGGGUAGCUUCGAAGAAAUCGAGCAGGAACUGGGUCCGUUGAAGGAGUUGCAGACGGUCUAUUUCGAAGGAAACCCGUUGCAGAGAAGACAGCCAGCCCUAUACAGAAACAAGGUGAAAUUGGCAGUGCCACAUGUUAAGCAGAUAGACGCAACAUUUGUGAGAGCAACGUGA
Messenger RNA from Periconia digitata, 1155 nucleotides. The record is from the annotation of a GenBank genome assembly. Lineage: Eukaryota; Fungi; Ascomycota; Dothideomycetes; Pleosporales; Periconiaceae.